GUUCAAUAAACUAACCUUUCACUGCUGCAGAGAAACUUGGGCUACACGACACGAGUUACAGAAACCGCUUUAUUGUCCCCAAACACCAAACUGAGCGCGUCUAUGCUAAAAUGUGUUUUAACUGAACUUUAACAGACGUCCAAGUUAAACAAAUCAGAAUUAAAAACUAACAGAGCCUGUCUGUUUACGUCAUUAUCGUCGGCUGUUAUAAAAAAUACCAUCGCAAGCGCAAGGUAUAUAGCUGCUUUCUAUGUUAGUAAUAAACUAAUUUAGCUUUAUAACGCAGAAAAAUGCGAUUUAAUCGCGUUUUUAACAUUAUAAAUAAAAGAACCGACGCCGUCAAGCAGGAGGAUCUGACGUUACGUCUUUUUACGACAGUGUCGUUUUUGAUCGCAGAGAUAAAACAGCUGAAAUGUCACAAUAAAAGUCACGAUUUGAAAAAUGUUCCUUGUGCCAAACAUUUUAAUUCAUUCAUUGAUAAUAUGAGGUUUAUGUUUUUUUUCAUACACGUAUAUAAUUAAGCGAUGAGUGAGAUUUCUAAUUUUGUUCUUUGCUGGAGUCGAGUGGGAAGUCACUGAAUGGAGUGGAGGGGUUAAAGAUAAGAAUGUCAUGCCAACGCCGGUUGUCACGGCAACUGGUAUAAACAACAACAACAGAGUUUGAGUUUGACUGUGAUCAAGUGAAUACGGAUUUUGACCAAAAAGAAUAGCACGAGACCUCUAAUGAUGAGCUCAAAAUUAGAUGAUCUCCCCCUUGAAGAGAGACUAUCAGAUGCAGCCAGCAUUCCAAACAAAACUAAGGCAGACCUCUUAAAGACCAUCAACCCCUCCAGGAAGACUUUAUCAUCUCGGGAAGCAAAGCUCAUUUUAGGGGUACUAGAUGAGUGCAUUAAUCAGAUGGAGAUAGCCUCUCUUUUACGCACUUUGCUGAACUGUCCAGAAGCUCUUUCCCCGAGCCUGGGAGAGGAGGUGGUGAGGGCCCUGAAAGAGCAUCAUAGACUUGAAGAAAAGUACCAAGCUAUGGUGCUUGAUGGGAGUCUUGAACAAAAGGAACAACUAGCCAAAUCAGCAAAAGCAAUUCAGGAUUCCUUUCGUAACAUUGUGCGGCUAUUUAGGGCAAGAGAGGUGCUAAAACGGAUAGAACCUAACACAGGGGGAGAGAUGGGGUCUCAGAAUUUGAGAGAUGGCCUGUGCGAGUUGAGGGAGGUCGUUUUGGAGAGGCUCCUCACAACCCCUACGGAGGAGAGAGAUCGCAGAGAGAUGAUGCUGGAAGUCAGUCUACGUCACUCUGCCAACCAGGCAGUGAUGGACUCACUGGACAAAGAGGUUGCAAUGGCAAUAAAAGCCAAGGAUACAGAGAUCUCCAUGUUGAAUAAUAAAGUGCACCAGCUGAGGAGCUCACUGCAUCAGAUGGAAAAGGGUUUGGAAGAGUCUGUUAUCCGAACUCAGCAGGACGCUGAGAAACAGAGCCAAUCAGAAAAGAAAACUUCAGAGGGGAAGAGAGCUCGUAUGCAGCAGGAGGCCAAUCAACUGAGAGCUCAGUUCAAUAAUGUGAUUUCAGAAAACAGAGAGGGCGAACUGAAACUACGAAAGAAAAAAUACAAGGAAGAAACAGAGAUAGAGAACUUGAUCCAGAAAUACGAUGCUGAAAUGGGAGAGAAACAGACAGAGUUGGAGGAAAUUACUUGCAUGCACGAGAAAGAUGAGACAGAGCUGACAGGGCUGGAGGAACUUUUUGCAGUUAUGAACCUGGAGUACUCCCAGAUUAUGAAGGAGCGACAGGAGGCUCAGGAGAAGAGGAAACAGCAAGAAAAAGAAAGAGAGAUGCAGAGCCAAGCGGCCACUAUCAUUCAGGCCCACUGGAGAGGCUUUUGUGUGCGCAAAGCCACGAAGGCCAGCGCAAAGCCCAAGAAAGGAAAGAAAGGAAAGGGUAAAAAACAAAAAUGAAAGAGAACUAGAAACGAAAGCACAGCGCAAGAUAAUCACCGUUAUUACUCUUAUGUUAUUAGAUAAAUAAAAUCAAUAAAGCCCA
Messenger RNA from Rhinichthys klamathensis goyatoka, 2031 nucleotides. It is a transcript of the gene drc10, whose product is annotated as IQ motif containing D. Lineage: Eukaryota; Metazoa; Chordata; Actinopteri; Cypriniformes; Leuciscidae. The record is from RefSeq and is a predicted model, not a curated record. Gene Ontology annotation, molecular function: protein binding. Bases 723 to 1946 code for a protein of 407 amino acids. The transcript is spliced from 5 exons.